Gossypium raimondii (Peruvian cotton) is the source of this 1884-nucleotide messenger RNA. RefSeq lists its product as uncharacterized. The record is from RefSeq and is a predicted model, not a curated record. Gene Ontology annotation, molecular function: protein binding. The transcript is spliced from 16 exons. The coding region runs from base 236 to 1450 and encodes 404 amino acids. Lineage: Eukaryota; Viridiplantae; Streptophyta; Magnoliopsida; Malvales; Malvaceae.
AAUCCACAUACGGAUCCAACCAAACGGUUCAUUGUCGGAUAACCUUAUCCUUCUCUCCCGUUACUGAAUCAACCGAAAAAAAAAAAAAAGAAGCAGCACGCUCUUCCAUUUCUUAAGAUCAAUGAAAAAAACAAUUCUUUGGAUGAUGAAUUGGAGUUUAAUUUCAUGUUAAUUUAUUUAUUCGGAGAUAAAAACUUUCGUUACUUAAGAGAUUAAGAACUCCUCCAUUAUUACAAUGUGGAUUGCAGCAACAUCAACGUCGAGUUCAACCUUGUCUUUCUUUCAAAUACAAUGCUCUGAUUCUAACCGUAAACGGGGUUUCGGUCCCAGAAAAUCCAAUCAAAAGGCUACAUCAAAGGAGGAGAAGGGUUUUAACUUACAACAAAGGAAAUUAGCUAGUAAGCAGUCCGGUCCUUCACCUGCUGCGGCACCUGGUUUAAGUGUUCAAUUUGAUGGAAAAUCUAAUAGCCGUUCCUUGGACAUUGACUUUGAGGAAAGGCUGAAAGCAAUUAGAAGGGCUGCACUUGAACAAAAGAAGGUAGAGGAACAAAAAGAAUUUGGACCAAUUGACUAUGAUGCACCUGUUGAAUCAGAGAAGAAAACAAUUGGUCUUGGCACUAAGAUUGGAGUAGGAAUAGCUGUUGCGGUCUUUGGUCUAGUUUUUUCCCUUGGAGACUUCCUACCAGGAAGUGUCAAUCCACCUGAGGAAGCUGCAGUGAUUGACAAGAAACUGUCACGAGAACAGAAAGCUAUUCUUGAGACUAGGCUGGCACAGUUUGAGGCAACACUAAGUACCUCUCCAGAAGAUGAAACUGCACUUGAAGGAGCAGCAGUUACAUUAACAGAAUUAGGGGACUAUGCACGUGCAACUUCUCUGCUUCAAGAGUUGGUGAAGGUGAAAACAAGCGACCCUGAGGUUUUUCGUUUGCUUGGAGAAGUUAAAUAUGAACUUAAGGAUUAUGAUGGCAGUGCUGCUGCAUAUAAACUUUCUGCUGCGGUAUCCAAAGAUGUCGAUUUUGAGGUUUUACGUGGCUACACAAAUGCAUUGCUUGCUGCUAAAAGGCCUGCUGAGCACUGUAAACUGAUUCAAAAGUUGAAUUAUAAGGCAGUUCAGUUCCUUCUGUCUUGUCGUGAACGCCUGAAUAUGGAAAGAUCAACUGGGCCUGAUCCCAUGGCUGAAAGCAGUAAAAUGGAAACAGAACCACAGAAUCUGGAUCGUAUUCAGGUUGAUUUACUUCUUGGGAAAGCUUAUUCAGACUGGGGCCAUGUUAGUGAUGCAGUAGCUAUUUAUGACCAACUAAUUUCUAGCAAUCCAAAUGACUUCCGAGGUUACUUAGCCAAGGGAAUUAUUUUGAAAGAAAAUGGAAAUGUUGGUGAUGCAGAGAGGAUGUUUAUACAACAAUCAGGCUUAUACUCACUGAGGAAAACUGAAGCAACGUUACUUGCUUGAGCAAAAGAGCUAAAUGGAGUUGGUUGGUUUGGAGGAUUCACAACUCAAAAUUGUGGAGAUUGGAAAAGUCUAUACAGGUGUUCUAACUAAUCCUUCGUAAAGGGAGGCAUCUCCUGAGUAGAUUGUUGCUCCUAUUCUGCCCCUGCCGCUUGGAGGGCUUGGCUGUCAGUGCUUGGAGCAGAUCUGUUUUCAGCAUUUUCUUCCUUAAAUUUGGUGGUUUUCCAUGAAUAUUUCAUCAAGUUUCAUGUGUAUGCCACGGUUUUUUAUAAUGGUCACACCAUGGCAUUUUUUCCCUAUCAUAUUUAGUCAUUUCUCACUAUAGCUAGUGCAGAAUUUUGAUCAAGAUCAGGUUUUAACGUGACUUUUCUCCUAGAUUCUUGUCUUCUAAUUUCAUAGAAGGCUUCUCUAAUAGAAGGUAACAGUUUUUUUUCCAA